Molecule: messenger RNA, 1221 nt
Organism: Durusdinium trenchii
Lineage: Eukaryota; Dinophyceae; Suessiales; Symbiodiniaceae
Source: the annotation of a GenBank genome assembly
UCAAGCCGAAGGCUCAGCUGCAGCUAGGCCUUUGAGCUCUGAACAUCAAACGCGCUGUGGGCGAACGCGGCGAACGGUUUUUUUGAAGAGAAGCAGGAUGGCUUCGCUGGCUUGGGGUCUUCCUUCGCUUGGGGCACGGCCGACGGCGCCGACGCCACCCAGGUCUUCAACUCGGCCCUCGAAUUGGCCCCUGCAUUUUUGGGAUCACUUGGAUCACUCAGGGCUUGCAGCUCAACGACAGCUGCGUUGCUUUGUGCUUGGAGCGACGGCGAUAGCAUCAAUGGCAUUGCGAAGAGAAAGACGGGGUCGAGCCCGAAGUCUUAGAUACUGCUGCACAUCCAUGGACCUUGAUGUCCGCAAGCAAGUAGCUAUUGCACUGACUUCAGAGCUCGCUCUCGCUCAUCUUCAAUCCGAAGAAGUGAUCAAAGAGCUCAAAUGUGCUGUCCAAGAGGCGGAGGCCUUUGCCGAGAUAGCCGAUGACGGAGUUCAGCCAGAGAAGUGGGAGGAUGCUGACGUGCUUCUUGUAGGUCCAUCCCGCACGGGCAAAACAACCUUAGCCAGAUUUCUUGCCAAGCUUGGAUUGAGAGCUGCCAACUAUCCAUUGGUGCCUGGGGAGGAGUUGCCUCAAAAUCUCUUUCGAGUGAGGCGUUCCAAGAUCGCAUUGCUGACGACAGAGGCUCAUGCACUUCAAAGCAUCCGUCAGGAUCGUAUGAAGCGCUUGAAAAUAUCUUCUUCAGACUAUGCAGGAUUGACAACAAUACGCCAAGAAUUGAACUGGGUGAAGAUGUUUUACACCAGGAACUUUACGGGCUUCCCUGUGAUAAACACUGCCAAGUUGACCAUCGCAGAGGCUGCUUCCUUGGUGUUAUCCCACAUGUAUGGUGCUCAUGUGCACGCUGACACCACCACGCGACUGGUGAGUUUCAUAUCAAUGUUGACUCAGGGGGCUCCAUAAGUUCGUUGAGGCUCUCGGCAUCAACACAUGUGGCAGCUUUUCAAUACACCAGCAAGUGACCAGCUUGUUUGGUGUACGGAAAGUGAUUGGCAAGGAGACACCGGCUGUGUAGCCGCUUGUCGGGAUCUUGACCGAUCCAUGCAAAAAUCAUGGGAUCGGAGUUGCAUCAAAGUUUCUUAAGUGGGAUCUGCCUGUAGGAAGCCUCAGCCGCAACCUUGAGCUUUUCCUACAUCGGUUGCAAUGGCUGGGGUGGAGUUAUACUGAUU